UAGAUUCGGCGGGCACCAGAAUCAGGUGAUCCAGAGAUACACUCCUCUCGUUCUUGCCGUUUGCUUUCGUCUCUGCUGGACAGAGAGAAUCCUCGAUGCCUUUUGUGGCCAAAUUAGACAUGGGAACGGUUGCUACCGCCAUGAUUCCCUUCCCUUCUUCUGUUUCCCUUUCUAUCUCUACUCAGAAAGUCCUUACCUGUCUCCCCACUCUCUCUCCCCUUCGCAGGAGGGUUCCGAGGAAAUUACAUCUAGUGAAAGCAACAAUUUUACAAGACAAGGAAGAAGACAAGGUUGAGCAAGAGCCACUUGAAAGUACAUCAGGAACUCUUGAGGAAUGGUGCAUCAAGAUAGAACAAUCUGUGAAUGUGCUUCUCACGGAAGUAGUUAUCAAGAUCUUGGAUGCGUUGUACCGUGAUCGGCAUUAUGCCAGAUUUUAUGUUCUAGAAACUAUUGCAAGAGUACCUUAUUUUGCUUUCAUGUCAGUUUUGCACAUGUACGAAAGCUUUGGUUGGUGGAGGAGAGCUGAUUAUUUGAAAGUGCACUUUGCAGAAAGCUGGAAUGAGUUGCACCAUUUGCUAAUUAUGGAGGAAUUAGGAGGAAAUUCUAUGUGGUUUGACCGCCUUCUUGCGCAACAUAUUGCAAUAUUUUACUACUUCAUGACAGUCAUUAUGUAUGCUGUAAGCGCGAGAAUGGCAUAUCACUUUUCUGAAUGCGUGGAAAAACAUGCAUAUUCAACAUAUGAUAAAUUUAUCACAUUAAAGGGAGAAGAGCUGAAAAGCUUGCCUGCUCCAGAGGUUGCCAUUAAAUACUACACAGAGGGGGACCUUUAUCUGUUUGAUGAGUUUCAGACAAGCCGAGCACCAUGCACUCGCCGACCAAAAGUGGAGAAUUUGUAUGAUGUGUUUGUGAACAUCCGAGAUGAUGAAGCGGAGCACUGCAAGACGAUGAAAGCAUGCCAAACACAUGGAAAUCUCCGCUCUCCACACUCUCAGCCAGCCACCACACGAGAUGAAUCAGGCUGCCCCCUCUCUGAAGCAGACUGCGAAGGCAUUGUGGACUGUAUAAAAAAUUCUGUAACCCCAGUUAAAACAAAAUGAGAGGAGAAAUUGUGCAGAAAAUGAGUUAUAUACAAGUCACAGUUUAGCCAACGGGCCUCUUAAAAAAAAAUGUAUCACUACUGAGCCUUGCCAGCUCCUGUGAUUGAACUGACUGUUCGGAUUUUGGGAUAUGUGGUUCUCAAGUAUCUGGACCAUCCAUUCUAAUCAAAAGUUGCUUUACAGGUAUGGAAUA
Messenger RNA from Amborella trichopoda, 1290 nucleotides. RefSeq names its product Alternative oxidase family protein (gene IM). Gene Ontology annotation, cellular component: thylakoid; mitochondrion. Gene Ontology annotation, biological process: alternative respiration; carotenoid biosynthetic process. The record is from RefSeq and is a predicted model, not a curated record. NCBI's taxonomy places the organism in Eukaryota, Viridiplantae, Streptophyta, Magnoliopsida, Amborellales, Amborellaceae. Gene Ontology annotation, molecular function: alternative oxidase activity.